UCUGUAAUCCUGAGGAAAAGCUUGGCUGAGUUCCUGUCCAGUUUAUUCCCGUCAUUCCGAUGUGAACUCCGGAAUGUCUGCAACAAUUCCACUUGAAGAGGUGCGAGAGAAGAAGGAAGAUCCUGAGUUGAAAUUGAUGCAGGAAACAGUAUAUGACCUGAUAAAGGACAUCCAGGACCCUGAAAAACCCCAGACUCUGGAGGACUUGGCUGUUGUGUAUGAAGAUGGAGUCACAGUGGAGAGGAUAGAUGAGGAUCAGUAUCUAGUCAACAUAGAGUUCACUCCCACCAUCCCACAUUGCUCACUGGCAUCCAUUAUAGGUUUAUGUCUGAGGACCAAAGUACAGAGAGGUUUGCCAGAUAAACAUAAGAUUGACAUUUUUAUUAAAAAGGGCACACAUUCAACAGGGGAUGAAAUUACAAAACAGAUCAAUGACAAGGAGAGGAUCAUGGCUGCCAUGGAGAACCCUAACCUGCGUGAACUGGUGGACAGGUGCGUGAAAGAUGAGGACUGAUGAGGAUUGGUGAGGACUCCAAUCACAGCUUCAGGAGGAUCACAGCUUCAUCAGCUGAUCUUGCACAGGUCCGAGCUGUGCAUUGUAUUCUUCCAUCAUGUGAUCGUGCUUGUAUUCUCAUUUGUCAGAGAUUAUGUGGCAUACAACUAUUGCAGAGCUACAACGAAUCACAACUCUCUCUCAGAGUAGACUGAAGACCCUUCAAGGAGGAAGCAGUGUAGCUUGUAGCUUUUAGGAAUCAGUUGUGAAAGGAUUGGCAUGUAUUGAAAGUGGGAAUUUGUGUAUUGUAAAAGAUUAUUUUAGCGGUGUUGAUCACCAGACAUGAUAAAAAUAAAUUUAAAAAAAAAAAAAAAAAGCAAAUAUGUGGAAUUUCAGCAUCCCUUAUAGACACAAGGUUUACACCUGAGUGUGAGGUAAAGAUGAGGUGUAUAUCGGGUGUACGCUGAAAGCUGAUAUAAUACACAAAAAAUGGGAAGUAACACUUGAUCCAAAUCAAUAGCUUUUCUGAGAAAGGCUUAAUUUUUACUCAAAUUUUUAAAAGGAUUUUGAAUUCAGCGUUCUAACUCACUGUACAAUUUGGGCAGUGUAGAGCUUUAUAACCAAGCAGCCAACUGCUGGAUAGAGUUAUGCCCCUUUGGCCACUUCAAAAGUUUGUUCCCACACUGAUGAUUGUAGUGAUUUUUAGCAAAUCAGCACGGAUUGUCAUAAUCCUUACGUGUUCAUACACCUUAUCAGUUAGAGAUGUCUUGUGUAAAUUCUAGAUUUUUCAGUUUUACAGGAUGUAUUUGUUCUUAAAAAGAAAUUAAUGAGAAGUGUAAAAAAAGAUAGUAUCCAGCAUUAAUUAUGGAAUGGACAGGUUGCAAAGCCUGGUUUUGAUAUUGGAAAAAUAGUGAUAUGAAAAUUUGUUUACUCCAACAUGGUCUUUGGUGGUAUACUAUUAAGUAUUUUCUGUUCUAUGUAUUAUUUUCAACAAAAUUUAUGCACAACUGAUUGUUUGAGAUAUUGUUUUUUUGUUGCAUCCAGAAGGCACAGAAGUAAAUAUAAUCAUGACAGUUUGUACUGGAAAAGAAUCUACUUUGGCUGAAAAUCAAGGUAACUUUUGAAAAGUACUUUUCAGCUGUCAUGGACCUUGGUUUGUUGUGUAUUUUCAUACAAUUACUCUAACACUUAAACCCUUAGACUUGGAUGAGGUACAAUGAGUCUUAGUGAAAUGUCUUUUUAUUGUGGAGGUCAACAUGUAUGCAUGUAUUCAUAGGCUGAUACACCAUUGUUUAUGAAGUGUCUAGGCAAAUUGCGCUUAUCUUUGCUGCCAUUUUUACAUGUAAGAUUUGAACAUUCAGCAUAUAAAAGAUAAAAAAAAUAAUUGUAUAAAAUUUACGUAAAUGGGAGAUUAAGAAGAAAGAUUAUU
Molecule: messenger RNA, 1922 nt
Organism: Liolophura sinensis
Lineage: Eukaryota; Metazoa; Mollusca; Polyplacophora; Chitonida; Chitonidae
Product: cytosolic iron-sulfur assembly component 2A-like
Exons: 5
Coding region: 74-514 (146 amino acids)
Source: RefSeq, a predicted model, not a curated record